Molecule: messenger RNA, 390 nt
Organism: Necator americanus (New World hookworm)
Lineage: Eukaryota; Metazoa; Nematoda; Chromadorea; Rhabditida; Ancylostomatidae
Exons: 1
Coding region: 1-390 (129 amino acids)
Source: RefSeq, a predicted model, not a curated record
AUGGCGAUCUGUACUUAUAACGCACGUACGCUUGCAUCGGAAGCGGCCAUCGAAGAUCUGAUGAUGCAAGCCAAGAAGAUCAAGUACGACGUCAUCGGACUGACCGAGACGAGACGACGUCACCCUUUCAACGCCGUGUAUGAAACUGGAGAACUGUUCUUAGGAACAUGCGACAGUAGAGGUGUUGGUGGAGUUGGCGUCCUCGUCAACACGAGUAUGGCAAAGAACAUCGACUCUUUUGAACAACUUACGACCCGAAUCGGACGUCUGCGUAUGAGAAGAUGUAGCCCAAUACCAGCUUUGACUAUCUUUGUCGCUUACGCUCCAACAUCAAGCUACGAAGAAGAAGAAGUCGAAGCUUUCUAUAUGGACCUGGAGAAGUUCUACUGA